Molecule: messenger RNA, 1408 nt
Organism: Phaedon cochleariae (mustard beetle)
Lineage: Eukaryota; Metazoa; Arthropoda; Insecta; Coleoptera; Chrysomelidae
Source: the annotation of a GenBank genome assembly
UUGAGUGUUGACGUUGGUCUGUUGCAAAUCUUAUAAAGAGGCAUUACUGGCAUUAGUGAUUUCAUUUUAAUCUCAAGUAGUUGAUCUAUGGAACUGAUGAUAUAUAUAUUAAAAAGAAUGAAUAAUUCAUCAAAAUGAAUCCAGAAUAUGCAGAAAUGGUUGCUGCAAUAGCUUUUGGCGUUCUUUCUGCGAUUUUCGUCAGUGCAUUUGUAAUCCUCAUUGUAAUUUGUAGAAGGCAAAGAUUGUUCUACAAAGCUACAUACUUAGAUAUGCACAGUGAAAUUUCAAGACCAGAAAAACAGUUAAUAGAACCUGACAGACCAGAACUUGAAUUAGGGGAAGUGAACAUGAAUUUUGAAGAGAUAUUGACAGAUGAGCAGUGGAUUGAUGAUGCCACAGGGCUUAUUCCUCAUUGCUUGGCUAUUCUGAAAACUUGCAGAUACCUGACUGAAAGACUCACUGCUCUGGCUAUGAAUUCCACUCCAAUAUCUGGAAAUUUCAGGCAAAUUGUAGAGAGUGCCAAAAGAAUCUCAAGUAGAGUAGAUGACAUGGUGAGAAGUAUGUACCCACCUUUGGAUCCCCGACUUUUGGAGGCUAGGGCUGCUGCACUGACUCUAGCAGUGACUCACCUGGCUUUAUUGGCAAAAUAUGAGUGUGGGCAGAAGCAUAGGGACAACCUUAAUUGGAUAGACAAAUCUUUAGGGGAGAUGGAUGGGCAUAUGGUAUUCCUCAGAGAAGCCUCUAUAUCUCAAGAAACCAUCAACAAAAUCUCAAAUGCUUUCAAUUUGAGUACAACUUUGUGAUCUGAUCAAAAAUGUGUAGUUUUGUUACUCGUCUGUAAUACUCUUUAAAAUGCCAGUGAUCAAAAUUGUAUUACUGAUAUAUAUAUUUUUUAGUGAAUAUGGAAGGAUUCAAUACUUGUUUUAUAAUUUUUUAUUACCUUUUAUCACAAUGAUGGUGUAGAUGGACCUUUUAAAAACGUACAAUUGGAAAGUUGCUACAAAUAUAAUUAUGUUUUCAAAAUCUCUAAUGUUUAAUAUAUGAUUAGUGCAUGAUUUGUUUUCAAUCAAUCAAAAAAAAAAGCAAAUACAAAAUAUUACUCUGGUAAAUUCCUGAAAAAAAAAAUCGACAAUAUUUGGAGAGAGCAAAUUUUCACCCUAGUUAUGAUUUCAUUCACUUUAUGGAAGGUACCUGUAACAGCAAAAAAUUAAUAAACCGAAAAAUGACAAUGUUUUGAAUGUGUUUGCUCUCGUUCCUAGGAAAAAUUAAUUUACUAUCAGAUGAAUCAUUUUCGUUUGGCUGCAUCUUUGAGAAUCUUCGUUUUCAAAUGAUCUUUGUAGGACAAGAUGUCGCCCCGCCACUUUGUACAUGCCUCCUUUUCACAUACCCAAAUUUCUUCAGCCACCUG